AUAAAGCAUGUGGCAAUGAAAACUUUUAGUGAAUUACUGAGGAAUUAUAAGUCUGAACUACGUUCAAAAUACUGUAAUUUGGAGAGCUAUACAGAGGAGGAAAUCAAAGAGUUAGUUCCAGACAGGGUUAAUAGCGAUCAAUGGGUUAGUUGUGUUGAGAAGUGGUGCUCGGAGGAAUCACAGAGGAAGAGUGAGCAAAAUAAAAAGAUUCGUUCAAAACAAACUUUGCUCCAUACUGCUGGUACAAAGAGCUUUGCGCGAGUUGCUGCUGAGAUGACUAAAAUAGAUGGUGUGGCUCCUUCACGUGCCAAAUUAUUUAUCAAGACACACACACGUAAGGAUGGCAGUAUUCUCACUGAAGACACUCGUGAAAAGAUACAAAAGAUUGAAGAGAAAAUCACUCAAGAUCCAAAUGUUGGGAUCUCAAAUGAAGAUGACAUAGGUUGGAGCAAGGAUGAUGUUUAUUCUGAAGUCUUUGGAGAUGAAAGAAAUGGUCGUGUUAGGGGUCUGGGUCAUGGCCCUACUCCAUCUCAAAAAAAUUGUUAUGUCCCUCGUUCAUUAAAAGGUGUUUCUAUCAUUUCAUCAUCAACGAGUAGCAGACAAUCUGCUCAAGUGAUGGAACUUACGGAUCGACUAGCAUCAUUGGAGGAUAAGUUCACCAGAUUCAUGGAAGCAUUUCAAUCUUAUGCUGCUAGACAUGGUGAAUCAAGUGAGCAUGUGGUAACUCCAGAGACCCAUCUUCGUUCUUCAAGCUCUAGUCAUGAUCCUGUCAAUCAAGUUGCACGACGAAACUGAUAGGGCAUUUGAAGAUCUAGCUAUUUUGGACCGUGCAUGCAUAACAACUUUGAGAAGGACUUCUGAAGAUCAAUUUUGGACUUUGAAGCUGGAUCUACUAAAACGACUGAUGUUUUAUUCCAAUUAAUAUGUUUUCUUAUACUUUGAACAAUAUAUGUACGUGAUAAUAUAUAUAUAUAUUAUAUGCUCAAUAGCAAUGGAAGUUUCUUCAAGUUA
Messenger RNA from Tripterygium wilfordii, 1011 nucleotides. RefSeq lists its product as uncharacterized. Lineage: Eukaryota; Viridiplantae; Streptophyta; Magnoliopsida; Celastrales; Celastraceae. The transcript is spliced from 6 exons. The record is from RefSeq and is a predicted model, not a curated record. Bases 16 to 795 code for a protein of 259 amino acids.